Acanthaster planci (crown-of-thorns starfish) is the source of this 4210-nucleotide messenger RNA. RefSeq names its product lysosomal alpha-glucosidase-like. Lineage: Eukaryota; Metazoa; Echinodermata; Asteroidea; Valvatida; Acanthasteridae. The record is from RefSeq and is a predicted model, not a curated record. Gene Ontology annotation, molecular function: alpha-1,4-glucosidase activity; carbohydrate binding. Gene Ontology annotation, biological process: carbohydrate metabolic process.
GGGCAUGGGGGAGGGGCACCGGGAAUAUGCCCCGCCCCCCGUGGCUACAGCCCUUGUAGAUCUCUCAAUUCAGCCUUUCAGGUAGAGAAUAUGAAGCUUUGUAACAUGCAGUCACUGAGAGCCAUUGGCUGUCAUCGAGCCAUCUUUGGUAUUGCCUUCAUCGGCUACAUGCUAUCAGGGGUUACCCUGACAUCUGGCAUGCAGUGCUCUGGUAUUCCUCCAUCUUUCCGCUUUAAUUGCUACCCUGAAAAAGGUGCAACUCAGCAGGAAUGCCAGCAACGUGGAUGCUGUUGGCUAGCAUCCAAAAACCUGGACGAGGGUGUUCCCCACUGUUUCUAUCCGUCAGAUUUCCCGACCUACCAGAUGGGCUCCCCGCAACCGACAGCAUUUGGUUACACUGUGAUGUUAAAACGUACCACCAAAAGUUACUAUCCAAAUGAUGUGAUGCAGCUUCAAAUGGAUCUUUACUUUGAGACUAGCUACAGAUUACACUUCAAGAUAUAUGACCCAAAGUCUAAACGUUAUGAGGUUCCCAUCCCUACACCUAAAGUUACCAAGCGAGUGCCAUCAACAGACUACAAAGUUCAGUUUUCACGGUCUCCAAUGGGCUUAAUUGUCACCCGUCAAGUGGAUGGUACUGUGAUAUUCAACAGUACCCUGAGUCCCUUGAUUUUUGCGGACCAGUUCCUUCAACUCUCAACCAGCCUGGUCACACCAUACAUCUAUGGUCUUGGAGAACACAGAGGUCGUUUCAGGAUUGCUUCAGAUUGGGAGACCUAUCCAUUGUGGGCGAGAGAUCAACCUCCUCGUGUUGGUGAUAAUUUGUAUGGAGUGCAUCCGUUCCACUUGGGUCUUGAGGGCAGUUCAGGCAACUCCCACGGUGUCUUCCUUCUCAACAGUAAUGCUAUGGAGGUCGUGCUACAGCCUGCUCCAGCACUCACCUACCGGACCAUCGGUGGGAUUCUGGACUUCUAUAUUUUCAUGGGUCCUGGAUCGGACCAAGUUGUCCAGCAGUACACCGAGGUCAUAGGUCGACCGUAUAUGCCUCCUUACUGGGGUCUUGGAUUUCAUCUGUGUCGCUGGGGUUAUGGAUCAUCAAACAGGACCUUGGAGAUUGUCAAACGGAUGAGAGCUGCUUCAAUUCCACAGGACAAUCAGUGGAACGACAUCGAUUACCUAGAUGGACAAAAAGACUUCACGAUCAACAGCGGAUCAUAUUCAGGACUGCCUGAAAUGGUCAAGUAUCUUCAUUCCAUUGGCAUGCAUUAUAUUCCAAUCAUAGAUGCAGGUAUCAGCAGCACUCAACCUGCUGGGACAUAUCCACCGUAUGACACUGGUAUCGCACAAGAUGUGUUCGUUAAAAACAGCAGCGGAAAGCCAAUUGUUGGAAAGGUGUUUCCGGGCGCAACUGUGUUUCCAGACUUCUUCAAUGAGACAACAAAGAGCUGGUGGCUUGAUCAAAUCCGGAAUUUCCACCUUAACUUGUCCUUUGAUGGAAUGUGGAUGGAUAUGAACGAGCCUUCUAGCUUUGUAGAUGGUUCUGUUGAUGGUUGCCCUAAGGAUCCCUACAAUAACCCACCCUACACUCCAGCUACAAUAGAUGGGGGCCACCUAUAUUCAAAGACCCUCUGCCCAUCUGCCACCCAGUCCAUCGGCAAACACUAUGAUCUUCAUAGCCUCUAUGGAUAUUCAGAAUCCAUUGCCACCAACGAGGCUCUGAUGGAAGUACGCAAAAAAAGAAGUUUUCUCAUCGGCAGAUCAACGUACCCAGGGAGCGGCAAAUACACCGCUCAUUGGCUGGGGGAUAACAACAGUCUAUGGCCAGACAUGGCUUAUUCUAUAGCAAGCAUUUUAUCCUUCAAUUUGUUUGGCAUACCUCUGGUCGGAGCCGAUAUCUGUGGCUUCAACCUCAAUACAACGGAAGAACUUUGUCAGCGAUGGAUGCAGCUAGGGGCUUUCUAUCCAUUCUCCCGCAAUCAAAACGCAAUAGGAAAUAAAGAUCAGGAUCCGGCUGCGUUCAGUAAAGAUAUGCAGACUUCAACCAGGAAUGCUCUUCAGCUACGCUACGGCCUCCUGCCAUAUAUCUAUACCCUGUUCCACCUUGCACAUACCCAGGGCUCCACUGUGGCCAGACCGUUGUUCUUUGAAUUCCCAGGGGAUCCUCAGUUGUAUGAUGUGGACAAGCAAUUCAUGUUGGGCUCGGCUAUAGUCGUCACUCCAGUUCUGGAAAAAGGAGCAUCAAGUGUCACUGGGAUUUUCCCUAAAGGAGUCUGGUUAGAUAUUUCCAGUGGGGAUUAUUUCCAAGUGGACAGCACCAAGCCGGUCUCUUUACCAGCACCCCUCAACAAGAUCAAUGUACAUAUGCGAGAAGGUCACAUUGUACCUAUGCAGUUACCCUCGGGGGGCAAUCUCACCACCACGACCCAGUAUCGCCAGCUAGGCUUCACUCUGCUAGUCACUCCCAGCAUCAGGAGCCCUGGUACCGGUCAACUCUUCUGGGAUGAUGGAGACUCUCUGAACACAUACGAGAGUGGCAACUAUCUCUUGGUGGAGUUUGCAUCGAAUGCAACAGCGAUGAAUUCCACCGUGGUGCAUGAUGGGUAUUCAGGAUCACAGCCCGUCACUGUAGAGACAAUCAUCCUCGGCGCAGUUCCUCGCCCGGUCAAACAAGUGACAAUCAAUGGCACCGCUGUUCAUUUUGCAUAUGAGAAACCACUGCUGGAUGUCUACAUCAAAGACUUGACAUUGCCCUUGCAAUUUAACUUCUAUGUGAAGUGGGAAUACCAACCAUGGGAAUGAAGUCAUUGGACUGGAAGUCUGGAACAAACACGACGAUGGAAUGGUUGCUUUCAAUUUACCUUAGUGAUUCAUGUUCGAGUUCUAAUUAUGGAGUAGACGAAAAAUUCUUAAAGGGCAGAUGCAACGAAUUCUUCUAAGUUACCAUUUUAUGCAGCUGUCAAAUCCUCUCAUGUGCAUCAAAAUAAUUUGACAUUGAUUGUUUUUUUAAAUUCUAUUGAAAAUGCCUUUCUUUGAACUUUUAUACUUUAUUUCAAAGACAAAUGAUGGCACUUGUGGCCACUGAGUUGUCUGUCUCGGAAGGAUGUAGUUUGGUUGAGGGAUUUUCAGCUAUUGUUAAACCAUAAUUGCUUAUUGGAAACAUUUGUGAGAAAGAAAAGCUGAUUGGCUUUCUGCUGUGUACUUACACAUCGAAUCUGUUUGAAUUUUAAAACAAAAAAGAAAAAUUUUGUGACAGAAAAAUAUCAAUAAUUCCAGGACCUUUCUGUGCUAAAAUAGCUGUAACACUAAGGGGUUCUGACCCGACCUCCGCACUUUCACUCAUGAAUGAGUAAAUUCACAUCAGGAAAAAGAAAGUACCAAGGUGCCCUCGAAAUUUCCACAACAGAUAUCGAAAGCAAGAUUAACUAGAACACAAAGGUGCAUUUCCAAGGACUUUGUUUUUUCUUUAUAAAUUACAUGACACGUACAGGCCUUGUAAAAAAAGGUGACGACUUUGGAGAACUGAUGGAGAAAACAAAUUAUAAAUUGUAUAACAAAACGCUGAGAUAUCACAGUGGGUAGCAAACUGAAAUGAUAAGUGUGCGGUAUUUACUCAUCUUCACUGAAUACGUAACCAUAAACAUUAUGUACCGAUAAGCAUUGUACAUGUAUUACGAUAAAUGAUGGAAAAAUCCAUCCAAAUGUAUUUGGUUCAAAUACUUGAUCUUUAGGUAUUCUUAUUGGUUCUUAUGUUUCAGUGAUUUUUUUUUCUGAUUGAAAUAUAUGUAUAUUGGAGACAACGUCAUUGAAGGUUGCUUUUGUUAAUUAGGGCAAUACCAAAGCCACAGUUCAAAUGAAAGAGAUGAUCAGAUCAUUAAAUUUUGUAAUUAAAUUUUCAAACUUUCAGUGAAACUGUAAGCUUGUAGUUGGCCCAGAGAUUAAGUGCACUUUACUUCAUCAGAUGUACCAAUGUGAAUCUAUGGGAAAUAGACAUAGAACAUUGAGCAUUAAAUAAAAGCAAUUUCAUGUAAUAUCCCGUGGAAGCAAUAUUUCUUCUAAUUAAGUUGAAUUAUUAAAUUCUUUUGUAAGUUUGAGGAGCUGUUAAAGAAUUCCAAUUCAGUGUUUCUUUUAAAUAAAUUUCAUAUUCUGUUUAGUUCUUCUGUAAAACUGCCAGCCAUUGAUUAGAAUGAUUAAAUAAUUUGUUUCAAGGUCA